UCUGGUCAGGCAGGGAAACUUCCCGGAUUAGCACUAAACUGCCUAAUAAACCUCAGGGCACUGGCUCCUCUCACUUCGGGCAGGUCGUGCCAUAAAGGCAGUUGGGCUACCGGGAUUCACUUCUUGGCUAAUCGCUGGGCAGCACCUCCCGCUGUCAUCCAGUCCGGUCUCUUCUAAUCCCGCCCCUUGCACCUGACCUGUUGUACGCAACACCGCGCCCUCCCAUAUUAGAGCUUUGCGCUCUCACCGUUUUUGCAACUGUCAGUUCUCCUUCCCACAGCAGCAUCUGCUGCCCACCAGUCCUACCAGCUCCUGCCCAGCCGCCUGUACACAUGGAUGCCUCAGAGGUGCGCUACUGCUCCCGCCUCAACUACCUCUGCCUUAAAUUUGCCCUGGUUGUCUACUGCACCGUGUUCUGGCUUAUAGGGGCAUUUGUUCUGGUCGUUGGUAUUUAUGCUGAGGUGGAGAGACAAAGGUUCAGGACUCUGCAUGGGAUCUUCCUAGCUCCAUCUAUUAUCCUCAUCCUCCUGGGGGUGGUCAUGUUUGUGGUAUCGUUUAUUGGUGUCCUGGCCUCCCUCCGUGAUAACCUGUGCCUGCUGAAGGUGUUCAUGUACACCCUGAGUGUCUGCUUGAUGUUGGAACUUAUUGGAGGAAUCAUCGCUCUGAUCUUCAGGCACCAGACCAUGGAUCUUCUCAACAGUAACAUUAGGAGGGGAAUCCGGAAUUAUUACGACGAUCUUGACUUCAAAAACAUAAUGGACUACGCUCAAAAACAGUUCAGAUGUUGCGGCGGAAAAGACUACUUAGACUGGAAACAGAAUGAAUACCAUGAGUGCUCUGCCCCUGGACCCCUUGCCUGCGGAGUUCCUUAUACCUGCUGUAUCCACAACAAGACAGAUUUAAUGAACACCUUGUGCGGCUAUAAAGCCAUGAAUCUUGAUCGCCUGGAUGCAAUUAAGAUUAUUUAUGUUCGUGGAUGUACAGAUGCAGUGAUUAUCUGGUUUCUAGAUAAUUACACUAUCAUUGCAGGUGUCCUGCUGGGUAUCCUCUUCCCACAGUUCCUCGGUAUCUUGCUCUGCCUUCUCUAUAUCACUCGUAUUGAGGACAUUAUCAAUGAGUGGGACAGUUCUGAAGUUCUCCUGGAAGGGGAAUCCGUCAAACGUGAGAUUGAAUUUUCAAAAAAGGGCUGUUGCCGUUGCUACCCGGGUAUGGAAUCAACAGCUUGAUGGUGCGUGAAAUGGACCGUGCUAAGUCUACUUCUCCUACAUAAACCGCUUUGUAACAGGACUUCGCUAACUACCACUAAAGUUGUAAAGUUUGUUUGGAAGCCUGUUGAUAUAGUAACAGUUAUGAUUAUGAUUAGGGCUAAAAACUAAAUAUUCCAGUGUCAUUGCAACUUAUGCGCUGUUGGAGAGACUAUUGGUGCGGAUGGACAUAGGGGGUUAUUUACUAAACUCUGAAUGCAAAAAUCACGAAAAAUUUGUGAUUUUUUUGUUAUAAAAUCAGACU
This is a messenger RNA of Xenopus laevis (African clawed frog), 1509 nucleotides long. RefSeq names its product tetraspanin 15 S homeolog (gene tspan15.S). The record is from RefSeq and is a predicted model, not a curated record. Gene Ontology annotation, molecular function: enzyme binding. The transcript has 8 exons. Gene Ontology annotation, cellular component: plasma membrane; membrane; late endosome membrane. Gene Ontology annotation, biological process: protein maturation. The coding region runs from base 333 to 1226 and encodes 297 amino acids. Lineage: Eukaryota; Metazoa; Chordata; Amphibia; Anura; Pipidae.